CCCCAAGCGCGCUUUCACUUGCUCUGGGUCGACGGCGCUCCAGAGCCCUUCUAAUCUUUCUUUUUCUUUGCAGCCUGCGAUGUCUGCGUUCGGUUAGCAUUUUGAGACUGCCCAUUAUGGCUUCAAAUAGCCAUGACCGCGGCGCCAACAACCAUGACUUCUCGAAUGAUCACCCAAUCCCCUUGCAGGAUCUCUCCGCGCCUUCGGAGCCGGAUCAUGAACGUGGAGGCCCAGGUGGUGUUGCGAGCAGGCUGGGUCGCUCUCUGACGGGCAGGGGCCGAACAGGAAGGACUUAUGAACGGAUAGCGGAGGAUUCCCCCAUCGAAGCCGUCAAUGCGGCGCGCAAUGCGCGCCCGCAUCCUAGCGUCGCCGACGAAGAAGAUGACGCCCCGAUCGAAGACCCCGGGGCCUUUGCUCAGGCAAUGUCAUCGGUCGGACUCAGCUUUCACCCCUCGUCCAGUACCUCACUUGCGCCAUCGCAUAGCCGGGCGGGCUCCAGCAUUGACCUCGACACCGUGCCGCUGGAUGGAACCGAACCGUACCUCACCCACGUUCUUAGCUACAAUGACACCGCACCGUUAACGAAUACUCACAACAUCCAGCCGAUAAGUGGAGCUGCCGGCUCGGAUGAUGUACAUCAGGAUGAUCAAAGCGGCGCACGUACAGUGCAGCCCCCCGCCGCCAGCCAUCCGGGGUCACGACUAGGCGAUGAUCUACACAUGUUGGAGGGGGGAUAUAUUGGUAGACCCCGCGGGGGAAGCAAUGCAAUGGAGAGAUCUCGAUCGCUGUCCCCUUCGGGUUCUGGGUCGGCCUUGGACCGGGCCAGUUCGAUGAUGAAGUCCAUGUCUCAGCGUAUCGUCAACCUCAGCAAUGAACCGGAAGUGGUGGAACAAUCGAUCCUCAGGGAGGAAUCGCACCGGAAUGCGCGGAUGGAAGAGCCUCCGAUACUCCCUUCUUUGCCAGAUUAUGCGCACGAUGCGCCGUCUUCGAGUUCGUUUCGCAGUUCAGCUCCCGGAGAGAAACUGCAUUCGGACAAUAAAGCCUGGCGCGGGAUCAGCAACCCUUUGAGAGGGAAAUCGCUGGGCAUCCUCGGCCCAGAUAAUGCUUUUCGGAUGUGGUUAUGUGAUAUUCUGGUUCAUCCUUUUACAGAGCCGUUUAUUUUGGUUGUGAUUGUGGUCCAGACGAUUCUGUUGACCAUCGAGUCUUCACGCUCGGUCUGGAAAUACCCCAGGGCUGUCAAAUGGGGUGCAAAUCCCAUGGACUACCCGUACUUUGCUAUCUUCAUCAUCUAUACCCUUGAGAUUAUCGCCAAGAUCCUGGUAUCAGGGUUGAUCAUCAACCCUGCCGAAUACAGCACUAUUGACCGGUCGAUGGGCUUCAGGAAGGCGGUAGUGGAGAAAGGGAAGAACCUCAUCAUCCCGCAGCGGCAAUUCUCGGUGCGAAAAUCAUCAGUUAUGUCAGAACAACCGCAGGCCUCUAUCAUACGCACUUUUACGGGCGGUUUGAAUCAGUUGGAACGUCAGCUCGCCGAUGAUCCGCUUCAGAAAAGCCGCGUGAGACUCGCUCACCGUGCGUUUCUCCGCCACUCAUUCAAUCGUCUCGACUUUGUUGCGAUGGUGUCGUACUGGGUAUCUUUUUUUCUCUCUAUAUAUGGAGUGGAGACUCGCCAGCAGCUCUACGUGUUUAGCAUGCUUAGCUGUCUUCGGAUCCUUCGUCUCCUGAAUUUGACCAAUGGUACUUCUGUUAUCCUUCGGAGUCUGAAAAAGGCCGCGCCUUUGCUCGCGCACGUAGCCUUCUUAAUCAGUUUCUUGUGGCUCCUGUUUGCCAUUGUUGGCAUCCAAAGCUUCAAGUCCAGCCUUCGGAGAACCUGUGUCUGGGUUGGCGUCGACGGUCAAGAUGAUUAUAACCAAAAUGAUCCAAACGGCAAUAUACAGUUUUGUGGAGGCUAUUUCAAUGCGACCACUGGGGAAGAAAUGUCUUGGAUCCAGUCGAACAACAUCUCCAGUACGUCUACUCCGAAGGGCUACCUCUGUCCUGUAGGAUCCAUUUGUCUCGAGGGAACCAAUCCCUUCAAUGGGACAAUGAGUUUCGACAAUAUUUUGAACUCGUUGGAGCUUGUGUUUGUUAUUAUGAGCUCGAACACAUUCACCGACCUUCUCUACUAUACUGCCGACAGUGAUUAUCUCGCGUCCUCUAUUUACUUCGUAUGUGGGCUUGUCAUUCUGAGUUUGUGGAUGGUCAGUCUGCUAGUUGCGGUGAUCACUCACUCUUUUCAAGUCAUUCGAGAGGAGAGCCAACGCAGUGCCUUUGCUGUUCAAAAGAUUGACACAACUGACAGGGCAGACUUGUCCUCCCAGAAGGUGAGCACGAUCAAACGUCUUUAUGACAAGACCGAAUGGCUCUGGGUUUGCAUCAUCAUUUUUGAUCUUGCCAUUCAAGCCUUGAGGAGCGCUUCUAUGGGUGACGAUCGGGAGAGGUUGAUUAGCACCACGGAACUCAUUGUCACUUUCAUUUUCCUUCUGGAGAUCAUCCUACGGUUUGCCUCUGAUUGGCGCACGUUCCACAAAAAGGCUCGAAACUGGGUUGAUUUGGGACUCGUCGUCAUAACCUGCAUCAUUCAAAUCCCAGCGAUCAAGCGGGAACGGGCAUACGAUGUCCUCACGCUCUUCCAGAUUCUUCGAGUAUACCGCGUCGUGCUCGCCUUCAAGGUGACUCGGGACCUCAUCAUGGUUGUCUUCCGCAAUUCAGUCGGUCUACUGAAUCUCAUCUUCUUCGUCUUCCUGAUUACAUUCCUGGCUUCAAUCUUCGCAACACAGCUCUUCCGCGGUCAAAUUCCCGAGGAAAAUGACGACGGACUCAUUUAUAUCACGUUCGCUGACAUCUACAAUUCAUUCCUCGGGAUGUAUCAACUUCUAUCUAGUGAGAACUGGACAGACAUCCUCUACGAUGCCACGACUUAUACAUACGAGUACAACACUGCUUGGAUCUCGGCGACUUUCCUGGUCCUAUGGUUUAUCAUGGCGAAUUUCAUUGUCUUGAACAUGUUCGUUGCUGUCAUCCAGGAGAGCUUUGAUGUCUCGGAGGAUGAGAAGCGGCUUCAGCAGGUCAAGGCGUUCUUACAUCAGAAGCAGGUCAACAUGUCCUCCCAGGGAAAUCUGUCUCUUUCCAAGAUCUUCAAGCUAGGCAGGAAUUCCAACCGCUACAAAGACCCUCUCGAUCACGGCCCAGCGGCGUUGGAAAUGUUGCUCAAGGAUGCUGUUGUCCAGGAGUUCCUUGAUGAGAAUGAAGCACCGGAGAACCGGCAAGGGGAUAGCGUGCCACUGGAGACAUCGACCACCGCGGAGACCGCCCAACCGGGCCUUUUCUCGCGCAUAUGGACGAAUAUUACCACGUCCAUCAUGCGCCGAGAACCGAAUCCCUUUUAUUCCAAGCUAGGAAUCCCGCGGACGUUUGAUGAGCUAGACCCAAAAACUAUGGCCAAAGAGUUUGUCUCGGCUGCCGAGCAAAGGAAAAGGGCCCAGCGAGAAUACCUCAUGCGUCACCCCAAUUACAACAAAUCCCUCUUCAUGUUUGCGCCAAGUCAUCCUCUUCGAAGGCUAUGCCAGCGCAUCGUGGGACCGGGACGUGGAGUCCAGCGCGUGGAAGGUGUCGAUCCCUACAAGCCGGUCUGGUAUACGUUUUCUGCCUUCAUCUAUGCGGCCAUUGUCGCCAUGGUUCUGCUGGCUUGUAUAACCACGCCAAUCUACCAGCGAAAUCACUUCACGUCGAACAGGGACUGGUUCACGUAUACUGACAUGGGGUUCGCGGUCUUAUUCUCCAUCGAAGUCAUUAUCAAGGUUAUAGCAGAUGGGUUUUUCUGGACCCCGAAUGCCUACUUUCGUGGCUCCUGGGGAUUUCUCGACGGAGUUGUUUUGAUCACGCUUUGGAUCAGCGUUGGUGGAUCCUUAUACGCGGAUUGGGGCGUCACUCGGGCUAUUGGAGCCUUCAAGGCUCUGAGGGCCCUCAGACUCCUGAAUGUCAGCGACAGCGCAAAGAAUACUUUCCAUUCAGUCAUCAUUGUUGGAGGAUGGAAGGUCAUCGCUGCUGCGGCUGUCUCGAUGAGCUUUUUGAUCCCCUUCGCUAUCUAUGGUGUCAAUCUUUUCGCCGGACGAAUGGUACUGUGCAAUGAUGGCGACAUUUCAGGAAGCUUGGACCAAUGCAUCGGUGAGUACCAGAGCUCGCCUUACAAUUGGGAUGUCCUCGCUCCGCGAGUAGCAGCCAAUCCGUAUUAUGACUUCGACAACUUCGGGGAUUCCCUCUUUAUACUGUUUCAGAUUGUCUCCCAGGAAGGCUGGAUCGACGUGCAGGACAGUGCGAUGAGCAUUACCGGCGUUGGCGUGCAGCCGCAGGACUACAUCGCGCCGGAGAAUGGGCUCUUCUUCAUUGUCUUCAACUUGCUCGGUGCUGUGUUUGUCCUGACGCUUUUUGUGUCUGUGUUCAUGCGCAAUUACACCGAAGAGACCGGGGUUGCCUAUCUUACUGCUGAGCAGCGAUCAUGGCUGGAAUUGAGGAAGCUUCUCCGGCAGAUCUCUCCUUCCAAGCGCUCGCUCGACAAGAAGAGUCGACAGUGGAAGACGUGGUGCUAUCGAGUGGCCGUCAAAAAGCACGGCCCUUGGUCAAGAUGCGUAACUCUCGUCCUUACACUGCACCUUUUGUUGUUGCUCUUGGAAUACUAUCCCGAGCCGGAACUCUGGGAUAGAAUCCGAGAGAUAACAUUUUUCGCUUUCAACCUCGUUUACAUUGUGAAUGUUGCGAUCCGGAUGCUUGGCCUAGGCUGGCAUCGGUUCAGUCGGAGUUCCUGGGAUAUCUAUUCGUUGCUCUCUGUUUCCGGAACGUUCAUCACGACGAUUCUAAGGUUCUUGUCGUCCAGCCAGGUGAUCAACGAACUCAACAAGCUCUUCCUUGUCUCGAUCACUCUCCUUAUUAUACCCCGAAACAAUCAGCUUGACCAGCUUUUCAAGACCGCCGCGGCUAGUCUAACAUCAAUCGGCAAUCUCCUCGCCACCUGGUUUGUCCUCUUCCUUGUGUUCGCGAUCGCCAUGAACCAAGCGUUUGGCCUUACGAAAUUCGGAUCGCAAGAAACCAAUAACCUUAAUUUCCGGGACGUUCCGAAGGCGCUCGUUCUACUCUUCCGGAUGAGCGCCGGAGAGGGGUGGAACCAAAUCAUGGAGGACUAUGCCACGAUGAAUCCUCCGUACUGCACGUAUGAUGGCCAAUUCUUCAAGGAUGACUGUGGUAGUGCGCCGUGGGCGCGCUCGCUCUUCAUUGCUUGGAACAUCAUCAGCAUGUAUCUCUUCGUCUCGCUGUUUACGUCCUUGAUCUUUGAGAGCUUUUCCUACGUAUACCAGAAGAGCAGUGGGCUCUACGCGAUCAGUCGGGAGGAUGUGCGCCGAUUCAAGCAUGCGUGGGCUACAUAUGACCCGGACGGCACGGGGUAUAUCACCAAAGAGCAGUUCCCGCGGCUGCUCGGGGAGUUAUCGGGAGUGUUCUCGAUGCGAAUCUACGACGGCGAGUUCACGAUCGGGCAGAUCAUGGAAGAGUGCCGGGUGGACAAGCGGGACUCGCUGAUGGCUCAUCGAAGAGUGGUCGACGGGCUGGACCUGGAUAAAAUGACCAAAAUUCUUCGACGGAUCCCCGUCGACAUUGUACGCACGCGCCGGCAACGGCUGAAUGCAUUCUACGAGGAGGUUCUCGUCUCGGCGGACCCGGUGCGCGGUAUUUCGUUCCAUUCGUGCCUCAUGAUCCUGGCGCAUUACAAUGUGAUCAGCGAUAGCAAGAGUCUGAGGCUCGAAGAGUUCCUACGAAGACGGGCGCGACUGCAGCGAGUGGAGGAAACCAUCCGUCGACAGACGGUGGUCGGGUUCUUCGACACGCUGUACUGGUCUCGCGAAUUCCGGCGACGAAUCGAGCAUAAGAAAUCGGCUCGGAUGAGUGGCGUGCCCCAGUUCUCGGUCCCCGAGAUCUUUGUGGACGAUGGAUCUCACGACGAGCCCUCGAUUACGGAAGGACGGCGUGACAACACACGAGACCCGCUGACCGGGUCCGACCUGUCGCAGCCGAUGCUGUCCCCGACGUCGCCAACGGGGAGACCCGCCCGGCCGUAUCAGCUUCCCCCCAUCGACACCAGUCCACUGGGCCACAUUUCCAUGUUGCACUCGCCGUCGACGGAAUGGUCGAACAUCAGCCCCUCGUUGUCGCCCCUUCGGGAGCGGGCCAACACGACGUCGUCCUACGGCAGCGGGCCGGACUUGCACGAUGAAAUGCAGGCCAGCUCGGCGCAUUCGCGGGAGAACAGCACGAUGAACGUCAACGAUGUGAUGCAAUCGCUGGGCGAGUCGGCGUGGGGUGAAAGUAUCCGGCGCAGCUUUACGCAGCGCCGUCGAUCCGGGGAGUAGAAGGAUGGUCUGGGAAGUGGAUAUAUGAGCGAUGUUGUCACGAUCUCCCAUUGUCAAUGUGAAUUAUGGAAACGGGGUGUAUUCUAUUCCUCCCUAUCUUUUCUGUUUGUUUUUUACUUUUUGUGUUG
Aspergillus ibericus CBS 121593 is the source of this 6562-nucleotide messenger RNA. It is a transcript of the gene cch1, whose product is annotated as calcium channel protein CCH1. Bases 117 to 6434 code for a protein of 2105 amino acids. Gene Ontology annotation, cellular component: voltage-gated calcium channel complex; membrane. The transcript has 4 exons. The record is from RefSeq and is a predicted model, not a curated record. Gene Ontology annotation, molecular function: calcium ion binding; high voltage-gated calcium channel activity. Lineage: Eukaryota; Fungi; Ascomycota; Eurotiomycetes; Eurotiales; Aspergillaceae. Gene Ontology annotation, biological process: calcium ion import across plasma membrane.